CGUAAAAGAAACGGCUGAGAUUGUGACGUGUUGUCAGGAGCAGUUUGUCUUUGCAGUUAUCUCCGUCAUGUACUUCGUGACUGACGAGAAAAGGCGGACAGUGAAGUUCAAACAUUCGCUAUGUUACUACGGUUAUGUUGACCUACUUAACUGUAUUAAUGAUUGUGAUGAUAAUUUGCUGUUAUUUGAUGUAGACAUAAAGCGGCUCCAGAUUUUCGAGCUAACACUGUAGAACUGAAGUCAUGGACCAGGAGCCAACUAUGUGGAUAAAAAAAGAGGGAAUGGAUGAAGUACAAACUGAGCUACAGUGCAUGGCCCAAGUUUACCCAUGCACCACGAAUGUAAAAGAAGAGUUGGAGGAGAAUGUGAAUAAAGAGACUAUUAAAGAUCCAUUGGCAGUAUCUUGGUCCAGUGAUUUUAUCAAGGAGGAUCCUGAGUUAAAUUUGGAAAUGGAUGUAACUGAGAAUAUUGUGGAAGCCUCAACAAGAUACGCAUCUGAUACUGCAAGAUGGACUCAGAAUACUGGUGGGAGCUGUGGCAUAUCAUAUGAAGAAAUUUGUCACCAUGGACUGGUCCAGGAUGAGUCGGUGAUAGACAUUGAGAAGUUUGGAACCAAUACAGAACAUGUGACUAUUGAUAAGGAAUGCUCAGUUGCCACUCAAUAUGACUGUAGUAAGAGGGAAAAGGAAUUACAUCUAUACAGCUGUGAUUUCUGCCAACAGAUCUUUCCUUCAAAAUACGGACUCAUAAUGCAUGUGUCUAUGCACACUAAUGGCAUGCAACCACCUUUGUAUGUUUGUAAGUGGUGUGGUGAGGUAUUUUACAGUAAGGUAAGUUUGAAAAAACAUUUGAUAAUGAGAGAGAAUUGUCAUGUCUUAACUGCUGGCAACCAUGAAAAAUAUGGCUAUAGUGAUGAGCAUCAAAGCAGUAUCUUCUUGGAUAGUGAGCCAGAAGUUUCUGUUACAGAACACAUUGAACAGUCUUCAUAUAAGGAAACUUGGAAAGCUUCAAAGAAGGCCUCUAAUGACAUGUGUAACACACACAUGAUAAAUGAUUCAGAGAAAACAAGCGCUUAUAUAAUUUUACCUACAGCUGGUAAUGUCAGUGCCGAAGCUGAUAUACAUACUGCAAACAGAACUGACAAAUGUGGUAUUCGUGGAAAAUGGUUUGCUAGAUCAGGCGAUCUCAAGGCACAGACAUUAAUUCACACUGGAAAGAAACGUCACAAAUGUGAGAUUUGUGGGAAAUCCUUUACUGCGUUAGGUGAUCUCAAGAAGCAUGCUUUUAUCCACACUGGAAAUAAACCACACAAAUGUGAGAUUUGUGGAAAAUGUUUUGCUAGAUCAGAUCACCUCAAGACUCACGCAUUAAUUCAUACUGGAAAGAAACCUCACAAAUGUGAGAAUUGUGGGAAAUCGUUUGCCCAGUCAAGUACUCUCAUGACUCAUUCAUUAAUUCACACUGGAAAGAAACCUCAUAAGUGUGAGAUUUGUGGAAAAUGUUUUGCUAGAUCAGAUUACCUCAAGACUCAUGUAGUAAUUCACACUGGAAAUAAACCUCACAAAUGUGAGAGUUGCAACAAAUCGUUUGCCCACUCAAGUACUCUCAUGACUCACAUAUUAACUCACACUGGAAAGAAACCUCACAAAUGUGAGAUUUGUGGGAAAUGUUUUGCUUUGUCAAAGCUUCUCAAGACACAUGCAUUAAUUCACACUGGAAAGAAACCUCACAUAUGUGAGAUUUGUAAGAAAUCUUUUGCUAGGUCAGGCACUCUGAAGAGGCAUAUAUUAAUUCACACUGGAAAGAAACCUCACAAAUGUGUGAAAUGUGGGAAAUCUUUUACUAGGUCAUUCACUCUCCAGAGACACAUAUUAAUUCAAACUGGAAAGAAACUUCACAACUGUGAGGUUUCUGGGUAAUCUGUUGGUACAUCAAGCUAUCUCAACAGAUCCGCAUUAAUUCACACUGGGAAGAAACGUCACAAAUAUGUGAUUUAUGGGAAAUCUUUCGCUAGGUCAAGCACUCUCAAGAGGCAUGUAUUAAUUCGCACUGGGAAGAAACUUCACAAAUGUGAGAUUUGUGGGAUAUCUUUUGCUGAGUCAGGCGAUCUCAACAAACAUGCAUUUAUAAACACAUCUGGAAAAGACCUCACAAAUGUGAUAUAUGUGGAAAAUCAUUUGCUACAUCAGGUGAUUUCAAGACACAUGCAUUAGACCACAGUGGAAGUGGACCUCACAAAUGUGAUAUCUGUGACAGUUGGGUACUUUCAAGACACAUGCAUUACUUCACAUCAGGAAGAAAUUACAAGUAAGUGUUAGUUUAUGCAAAUAGAUUUUCCUGAUUUGUGCUCUCAGGGCCUAUAAAAUAAUGAAUGUAAUAGGGGGACAGUAAAUUGUAAUGCCAGUGAAAUAACAUUAAAGUGUGGUUGAAUUGUGAAAAAAGUGAAAUAAUGUGUACUAUAUUGAGGUAACAAUAAUGUGCCAAUAUAAAAAUCCAUAUAUGCAGCUUGAGAUGUCAAGAAAUUGUAUUACUAAAUACUCCAGAAACAUGAAUCAAAUGUGUUUUUGUCAUUAACACUGCUGCUUUUUCCUAUCGAGGUUGAGGCAAGAAGAUUGUGAAUGGUGAUAAAUACUUAUCUUUGUCAGUAGCUAUAAUUACCAUGCAAUAUUCAAUAUAAGGCCAAGGAAAUGUGAUGACUUGCUGCUUAUUAUUCCUAACAUAGUCAUUAUGUAGUACUUGUAACUCUGCAUUGUAGAAAGUGACAGCAAAAAUAUAUUCAUCACACUUCCUUCACUGAGGCUAGUAAACUCAACACUGAAAGAACAUGAUUAUGGCAAUUACUUUACUUAGGUAUUUUUCCUCGAGAUAUUUGCUGUAUAUGUAAUUAGUAGUGUGUACAUUUAUGUUGUGUUAGUACAUAGCAACCUGCUUAAUAGCAUGUUUGCCCACCUGUGGAACACAAUACAAUGACAAUUCUACAUGAUAUGGAUUUGAGAUGUCUUCUACAUAUUUCUGGAUGUAUGUUGCACCAGUUGUAUUCAGAUCAGGUAAGUGGUGUGGUCGAGACAUCAGUGUUAGUUACCAUGCUACGUGGACCACUGUGGGGUCAUUCUGCACAUGUGACAUGGACAGUUACCCUGCUGAAAGAUGCCUUCACCAUGGGAGACCACAUCAGUCAUGAAGGAAUCAGUUGCAAUAUAGGUCACAUAGUCUGCAACUGUAAUGAUGCUUUCAAUUACUACCAGAUCUCCCAAAGGAGCCCAAGUGACUGUCACAUGGGGUAAUUGGCCCUCCAUAUGGUGCCAUUCACCUAGAUGAUACCAUAUCUGGAGGUGACAACUGACCUAGUGUAACAGGAAAUAUCACCCAUCCUGACAGCUGACAUUUGCAUUGGCCUUCAUUCCAGCAUCAAUGAUCCCUUGGCCACUGCAGUUGCAAUUGAAGGUUUUGACGGAUUGGUAUGGAAAAAUACAGUGACCGUAUGCUGUGAAGCCCCAUGUUCAACAAUGUAGAUUGAAUUGUGUAUUCAAAAACAUGUAUGGCUGCUGCAGCAUUGUUUUCUGUCAUUAUAUAUCCCACAUAUUGCCACAUGUUCAGCUUUACAGAGUAGGCAAACCUCUGAUCGCCAUGAUUUGUGAUGAAGUAUAGAUGUAUUACAGCUUUUCAUAAGGUUAUGGGUUUAUCACCUUUCAGCCACUUUCCACAGAGGUUCACAAAUGUAGCAUACAUCCAGCCAACCAGCUUCACCACUUUUGAGACGCUAGUUCCCAACUGCAAUACCACUGUAACUUGCCCGUUGCAAAAGUCACUUACAGCAUUCGAUUCACAUGCACGCAACCCAUCUAAUUGGUGGAACAAUUUCUUGUUAACCUCUGGUCUGCUUAUAUACCUGUAAUCUGCUUAUUGCAUCAUGUGCGUACAACAUGUGGCACUGAGUCUCCUGAUGGGCAGUGUUCAUAACAUUUUUGCUCAUCAGUUCAUCUUCAAGAGAACGGGUCGGAUGCGAAAAUGUGUAAUCUAACAAAUUCAUUGUGCUUGGUUGCUUUUACACCAGUCCACAACUGCUGUAUUUUCUGUGAAAUUUUUUUGUUUCACAAAGCUUUGUACAUGAUUCAGAGAUAAUGUAGAUAAGUGUUAUCCAUCAAACCUAUUAAUUAUUUGUUCUGCACUUAAUACUGUGGAUCUUCUCUAAAAGUUAAAUAGGUAAACAAACAUUAGAUGUUACAAUUCGAUUCCAUAUAUUUUUAUACACAAGAAAAACACUUGGGAGAUCUCAGAACGUCAGUACUAAAUAUUUCUUGUCUUAUAUUCAAAGAUGUUUCGAUUGUGGAUAUUUUUCUGAAGUUGUGUAAAUAAAUGAGGUUUUUGAAAUCUGUA
Messenger RNA from Schistocerca gregaria, 4377 nucleotides. RefSeq names its product zinc finger protein 708-like. The transcript has 6 exons. Bases 243 to 1919 code for a protein of 558 amino acids. The record is from RefSeq and is a predicted model, not a curated record. Gene Ontology annotation, cellular component: nucleus. Lineage: Eukaryota; Metazoa; Arthropoda; Insecta; Orthoptera; Acrididae.